This is a messenger RNA of Cyprinodon variegatus (sheepshead minnow), 2719 nucleotides long. RefSeq names its product serine-rich coiled-coil domain-containing protein 1-like. The coding region runs from base 207 to 2249 and encodes 680 amino acids. NCBI's taxonomy places the organism in Eukaryota, Metazoa, Chordata, Actinopteri, Cyprinodontiformes, Cyprinodontidae. The record is from RefSeq and is a predicted model, not a curated record. The transcript has 9 exons.
ACUGAGGUGUAAUUUCAGCGUCACUGCCUCGCAAGGUGCAGCCUUUAGUGUGACUCCUGUGCGGCUCUAAGACCCCCUGACAUCUUCACACCAGUAGUAAUUUAUUAAAACGCAAAGCGGACAUAUACCCCCCUUUUUCCUCCCUGACGGACCUCGGUGGAGACCCUAGCGAAGCCUGAAGAGCGCCUCCCUGUCUCAGCUUCCCGAUGGGGGAAUCAGGUUCACGCCGUUCCACACUGGUUUCACGCCUGCCAAUCUUCCGCCGCAGUUCCAGCAAGCGGCAGGAGUCUCUCCCUUCCUCCCCCUCCUCGGGUGGAGUGGGUAAUGGCGUUCACACCUCCUCGCCCUCCAGCACAAACUCCAGCUCGGGCAGUACUGGCAAACGCCGCAGCCUGUUUCGGGCGCCGUCUCUUGGUUUCUCGGCUAAAAGGAACAGCGACCCAAGGGUCCAGCCCAUCAAUCUGAACCUCACGCCUCCCCUGACGCAGACAACUGAUGCAAACGGAAACGACCAGCAGACGGUUACUGCAUCGACAGGAUUCGGUGAGGGUGGCAGGCGUUCAAAGUCACGUCACUCAUUUGGGUUUGGGAGCCACAAGCAAAAGAAAAUCCCACGCUCGCAGACUGAGGACUUUGACAAGGCCUCGUCAUCCUCUUCCUCGGCCAAUCGAAAUGUGUUCAUCAACUGCAUCAGCAGCUCUGGAACCAAUGAAGGUGAUGACUCUGGCUUCCUUGAAGACUUCAGUGGGGCCAGUAACAGCAGCAAACGCUCCUCGCGCCAGAAGAAGCAGCUACUGCCAAAAUCUUUCUCAGCUCACUACCGCUUCUCUCGCACAUCUGAUCACCACAGACCUCCAGAAGUCAACCUAGAACCUCCAAGCUCCACUACCGUCACUCCGGAGCCCGGAGGGCUCACCCCUGGGUCAUGGCCUGGAGAACUGACAGGAGGAGGUGGCGAGAGCUCACUUCAGUCUCCAAUGAUAUCUGAAGAUCGAACCACAGCCAUCACUCCCUCAGAGUUCAUUCCCAUAACAGAGGAUUCCGUGUCUGAAGGGGAAGUACUUCCAGCUCCCAGUCCUGGAUCCGGUUUAAACUCAGGCUCUGCUUGUAUUUCUGACCCAGCUGGUGAUGCUGCUCCGCCCGACCCUCCUGCUGCACCCGAGAAUAUCAGCGUGGCAGUCUCAGCUUCUCAGGUUUUCUUCACCCCAGUCCAGUCCAGUGCGGAGAAACCUUUACUCCCUGACACUAGCACAGCCAACAACACAGACUACGAAACGGCAGUUUCCCUUUCCGAGCCAGAGACGGCCGUACCCUGUCCACCUCUGCGGGAACAAUCGCUGGAAGAGUGGAAGGAGAGGGAAGAGGAAAGACAGGAGGCGAUAAAAGAAGAAUCAGCUGAAGAGAGGAAGGACGUGGCAGUGGAGAGGAAUGCAGGGUACCACACUGAGACCACAAGUGAGAGCGAGGUGUGUGGGGCGCGCAGCGAGGGCUGCCACUCAAACCCUGAGAAAACACAUCGGAGGGCGAGACACACGCGCUCUCUUCAAGAAAAAGGAAGCUUCUGCGGCUGCCACGAACCCAGGUCCUCUCAUUUGAGGAAACCACACGCAGCUUCUGUGUGCAGCAGUGCCAGCCCUUACCACGAGGUGAUGCGGAUGGAGAGGCGACUGCGCUCCUCAUCUGAGGGGGCUGGUGGGCCUCGUGUCCAUGGAAACUACAGAGAUGCCCAAGGCAUGGAGGGAAAUGGUCUGCUCAAACACAGAAACAACUCCUCAUCAUCUAAACUUGGAAGCCUGGAUGUGCUGAACAAUCUGGGCUCCUCAGAACUGGAUGAAGAUGAUCUCAUGUUAGAUCUGGACCUCUCAGAUGAUCAGAGGCAUCGACAUGUGUCGAGAGAAGACUCGAGCCAGUCCCUGACAUCCUGCCCGAACUUGCUUCCUUCCCCUUUGGAUCCACCAGCAGAUCGCUUUGCAGGGAGAGAAAACAUUCAGAGGGAACUCAGCCGACCAACCAGCCUGCUGCCCGCUGAAUGCAGCGUGGGGUCCGGUUUAGGGAGGGAAGAAGAACCUCUACCUCCCGGGCCAGAGAGCCUUCCGCUCCGACUGAUGCAGCAGGAAUGCACAGCAGUCAAAACCCUGCUUUUAAGACUGAGACGGACAUUACAGGAGAGCGCAGAGACGAGUCCAGCCAGCAGCAUUCAGUCUCUACCCAUCAGUCCUUGCAGUGAGAAGUCGCUUCCAUUAAAGUAGGCUGACAGAGAGGGGGAGAGACAUAUGGGAAAGGACCACAGGCCGGACUGGAACUCGGGUCCCUGCGUCAAGGACUAACGCCUCCGUACAUGGGUCGGGUUCCCUAACCACUGCGCCACCAAAUUCCCUAGUUCAGCUAAUUCAAACAGUAAAUAUUUUAGGGAGUUAUUUGUUUGAUUUAGUUUUAUUUUUCCUACCAAGACAUGGAUGGCUGAGAAUCUACACCAACAUAUCGAAGCUUUUAUUCAUUUACUUUGUUAAAUCCAGGUGGUGAUGUUUUUGGACAGGCAGCAUAUCCUUUCUAAUACAUGUAUUUGAUGUCUGUAUUUCAAAGUCAAAGAGAUUGAAACAUAUGGUGUUGUGAUUAUUUUUUUCAUGCACUGUUAUACCGAAGGCUUGCUAACAUUACUGAAAAAAAGCAUUCAUUCCUUCUGCUCUUUAUGUAAACCAGCGUAAAAAAAAAAUAUAUA